CCCAAUGUUUGUUAUAAACUCAGUAAAGUUGCUAGAUAUCAGUUCAUUAUCUCAAUUGUGUUAGUUAAACUAUUAACUUUUAGAAAAGUAAAUAAUAUUAUAGUUCUUUGCUUUAACUAUAAUAUUAUUAUUGGUAUUUUAUAAAUAUGGGAGAUCAAGUAGUUGCACACGAAUCAGACAUUUCUGAUGUAGAGGAGGAGGAUAGUUUUUUUCAAGAUGUUGAUGUUCUUCAAAAUCAUGGAAUAAAUGUUGCAGACAUAAAGAAACUGAAGGUGGCUGGAAUAUGUACAAUUAAAGGUAUUCAGAUGUGCACUCGCAAAAGGCUGUGUAAUAUCAAAGGGUUUUCUGAAGCAAAAGUUGAUAAAAUCAAAGAAGCUUGUGCUAAGUUGUCAGCUAUAAGUUUCCUAACAGCUCUUCAAGUCAGUGAUAAGCGUAAGAAUGUUUUCCGAGUUUCAACUGGAAGCGAGGAGUUGGACAAGUUGCUGGGUGGAGGUGUGGAAUCGAUGGCCAUUACAGAAGCGUUUGGUGAGUUCCGCACUGGAAAGACCCAACUGUCUCACACACUCUGUGUAAUGGUCCAGAUACCCAGUGGUAACUACAGUGGUGGAAAGGUCAUCUUCAUAGACACAGAGAACACUUUCCGGCCGGAUAGGCUGCGCCCGAUCGCCCAGAGGUUCAACCUCGACCAGACUGCAGUUUUGGAUAACAUCUUGUAUGCCAGGGCCUACACCAGUGAGCAUCAGUUCGAGCUCCUGGACUAUGUGGCAGCCAAGUUCCACGAAGAGCCUGGUGUCUUCAAAUUACUGGUUGUGGAUUCUAUUAUGGCACUGUUCCGAGUGGACUUCAGUGGCCGAGGGGAACUGGCAGAUAGACAGCAGAAGCUGGCCCAGAUGAUGUCUCGUCUGCAGAAGAUUUCAGAGGAGUACAAUGUGGCUGUGUUUAUUACUAACCAGAUGACUGCAGACCCUGGAGCCACACUCACUUUUCAGGCUGAUCCGAAGAAACCAAUUGGCGGAAACAUUCUGGCCCAUGCCUCCACCACCCGCAUCUCAUUGAGGAAAGGUCGGGGGGAAACUAGAAUUGCCAAGAUUUAUGAUAGUCCUGAUAUGCCAGAGAAUGAAGCCACCUUUGCCAUCACAAAUGGUGGCAUUGCUGAUGCCAAGGAUUAAUUUUAAAUUUCUAUAGUCUAUAAAUUGUUGAUAAAUAUACUCUUGUAAAUGUGUACAUUGACUGCUAGUAAAAGUUAUUAUUGUAUGUUUUAGCUGUAAUAAAUAUUUACAAUAAUGUGAUUAAAAUAUAUUUAAGACACGGAUACUAGUCAGAAUGAUUGUUAGGAGUUCAGAUAUGGCAAAGAAUAAAGCCACCUUUGCCAUCACCAAUGAUGUCAUUGCUGGUGCUUAGAUUUAAUUUUAAAUCUUCUAUAGUCUUUGAACUGUUUAUAAAUAUUCUUGUAAAUGUAGAAAAAUUUCCUGUAAAAGAACAUGCAAAGGUCUAAGCACCAGCAACCUUAGGAUUAAUUUUAAAUUUUCUUUAGUCUAUAAAUUGUUAAUUAUUAUUCUUGUAAAGUAGAGAGAUUUCCUGUAUAAAUAAUUCAUUUAGUGAAUUUAGCUGUAAUGUUAGUUAAUUGUUACCAUUCUAAGAAUAAAAUACAAUUCAGGAAUUGAUACUAGUCAGAAUGAAUGUUAAUAAGUUGGACAUGGCAGAGUAUGAAGCCACCUUUGCCAUCACCUCUUACCAGAUAUUUAAUAUCCAUGAUUGUAAAUUUGAAAAUAUUGCAAGGGUUCCUGUAAAAAUUAGGGUUAGUGAAUUUAGCUAUAAUAAUGUAUUUUUUAAUUGUUGUUGUCAUGCUAAGAGUUUGUUUUAGACAUUUAAAGUGACUGAUAUCAGUUGUUUAAAUACUUUAGUAACCUGAAUGUGUUUUAAAAUUAAAUGCUUAUGUAAAUAAAGUUUGUUGUUUAUUUU
Homalodisca vitripennis (glassy-winged sharpshooter) is the source of this 1962-nucleotide messenger RNA. RefSeq names its product meiotic recombination protein DMC1/LIM15 homolog. The transcript has 7 exons. Gene Ontology annotation, molecular function: ATP binding; double-stranded DNA binding; ATP hydrolysis activity. Lineage: Eukaryota; Metazoa; Arthropoda; Insecta; Hemiptera; Cicadellidae. Gene Ontology annotation, biological process: DNA strand invasion; reciprocal meiotic recombination; mitotic recombination. Gene Ontology annotation, cellular component: condensed nuclear chromosome; nucleus. Bases 147 to 1169 code for a protein of 340 amino acids. The record is from RefSeq and is a predicted model, not a curated record.